GUCCCAUGGCACAGGCAUUGCUCGGCGCCUGACCCAACGGCAGCACUUGCUGUGGCUGCAGCGGUGGUGGUGGCAGCAUGGCACGAGUGUGGGGGGCCACGGCCCCUGCCCGCCUUGUCCUCCUCCUGCUACUGAUGUCCCUGCGUUCCUGGGAGAUUUGUGCUGCUCCGCUUCCAGUACAGGGAGCAGGUGAGUGGGCAGCGAUGGAUCCAAAGCUGAGCGGCGCGAGGGGCAAGAAGUCAGGCUGAGUUGCCAUGGCCCUACACCACCCUUCCCUGGGGCUACCUCCCAUGGUGGACGUUAGGCAGAGGGUGACAGGCAGCACCGCAGGAGCCAGCCAAGAGCCUGUGGCAGCGCUUGCUCCCCAGGGCUGGCUCCAACCAUGCCGGACCAUGACUCUGCUGCUUGCUGGCUGGAGCACGGCCUUCAUCCUGGGAGAUGCCCUGGGUGAGAGCUCACAAGAUGUGUGCUGGGAAAAGCAUGAGCAUUUCUGCUCCAGCCUGGUGGUACUCCCCAUAGACAAAUCCCGGUUUCCAACACAGAGCCCCCACCCACAGCCCAGAGGAAGAGGCAGGUGUGUUUUCCUCCAGUGCUUUGGUGUGACCUUCCUUUGUGUACACCAGAGGUGCCCCAGUAAGAAAGUCCCAAAGGGCUGAAUCUUCUUCUGUGUGGUCCAUAAGGGUUGUUGCACGUGGCGUGAAGAACGUAUCAUGUAAGCUGAUGGCAGUACAUGGCAGCCAAGAGGUCCUCCUGGCCACUCUGCUACUGUGCAAAUCAUGACCUGCGUCUUUCUCCCGCCCCAUUACCUGACCCACCUCCAGUUGCUAAGGGAGAAGAAUAUCACAACAUCCCCAGUAAUGGGAACUUCUCUAAUCAGUUCUUCUUGAUUCUAGAUGAUGACAUUGGUGCGCCCUAUUCAGAUGAUAGUCUGAAUCCAGGUUUUGUGCCUCGGGGUCAACCCAGAGGCCCUCUUGCUCAAUCCGCACAGCAGAGUCCUGUCCCUGAGCCUGGGGUGGACUCCAGAGGUGUGACUGGGAAUGAAGGUGCUCCAGCUUCCCCUCUGAGUUCCAGGACUGAAACUCCGGCAGAUCACAUGGAAGUGCCCCCAGGGAGGGCCUUGCUGGUUUCUCGGCUCCUUCCUGCGAUGGAGACCAGUUGGAAUCCCAUGGGUCCGCAAAGAGGAAACAGAGGAAAGGAUACAUCUAGAAGAGGGAAGUACUCACAGAGGUCAUCCCAUAUCCUAAAGGAACUCCUGAAGAAAAUGGAGAUGGCAGCGUAUGGUGGGACUAAAGGGACUGACCAAGAGACUGUGCAGAAGGAGCCAUUGCAGGAAAGCAGCAGUGACACACGGCCAGUCUCUGACAGAAAAACACAGGCAGAACAAGCAGCUGGAUUGCCAGGGGUGGAUGUUGGGAAAAUCACAACGGCCGCUGUUGGCGAAGAGCUGCGAAAACACCACAUCCCAGUGAUUGCUGUGGUCUCCGCUGUGCUGCUGUCCGUGCUGAUGCUGGCCUGUGUUCCUAUGCUGUGGAUGUGGAAAAAAUAUCUGGCACGCAAGACAGAGCGGACAGCUGCAAGACAAGCUGACUGGGAGAGAGAUCAAAACAGAGAUGAAGGCAGAGCGGAGCUGGGGGAGGCUGCAAAGGAGGAUGUCCUCGACCAAGGAAAAAUCAUCUCCAGGGCAUUCUCCUGGUCCUUUGAAGCAGAAUUUGCUGACCUGUGCAACAGAAUCAGAGCAGACCCCUCCCUUCAGCCCACGCAUCCCAGCAGCUCUCCUACUGUCAACGUCUCUUCCCUCAGUAGCUGCAGCUCUCAGGAUACCCCUGAGCCAUCCAGUGCCCCUGUUACCGGUGCCAAGAAGGCUCGGGUUCAUUGAAAGGUCCCACUUUGUGAUCAAUAAAGACAUUCCAUUCAAAAGCUGCUGCUGUGACCAUUUCCAUUGAG
This is a messenger RNA of Gallus gallus (chicken), 1944 nucleotides long. RefSeq lists its product as uncharacterized. Lineage: Eukaryota; Metazoa; Chordata; Aves; Galliformes; Phasianidae. The coding region runs from base 731 to 1876 and encodes 381 amino acids. The record is from RefSeq and is a predicted model, not a curated record. The transcript has 7 exons.